UGUCAUGUUGACAAAUUGUGUCAUUUGUGAAAAUGCUUGAUUGUUGAUUUGAUUGAAAAUAAUACUAUUUUAUCGUAAAAUGUCUAAAUUACGGCAAGUUUUCAGGACAUCUUACUGUCGGUACUACAGUGCACAACAAGCAAAUAAGAAACUACCAAUAAUAUCAUGUAAGCGGCCAGAAUUUAAUCAUUACGAGGGUCAAACGUAUUCAAAGUUUGAUGGCAUUAAACUAGCUUCCAAAGGCUGGCUGCAUCCUAAAUCAAAGAACGAUUACUUUAUAGUUCAUGGGAAUGCAAAUAAGCCGGAAUCUGAGCCAUCAUACAGGAAAAGUUUUGAGGAAAUUGGUGUGAAUCCUGAACUUAUUGAGGUUAUGGCAAAUUUGGGGUACACCUUGCCUACUUCUAUCCAAUCCAAAGCGAUCCCUGCUACUUUAGAAGGUUAUAAUACGAUGGUGACGGCCGAGACCGGAUGUGGGAAGACAUUAGCCUAUUUGCUGCCAAUUAUUCAGCACAUUAUAAACUGGAAACCAAGUUUGAAGAAGCAAGAGUUUAACAGCCCUCUUGCUGUAAUUAUAACGCCAAGCCGAGAAUUAGCAAUGCAGAUUGGCGAAGUGGCACAAAGCAUAGCUCAGGUGUUCGACAUAAAUGUCAGCACACUGAUAGGUGGGAAAACAAAGAAGAAAAUGUUGGACCCCCCAAUAGAAUACACAGAUAUACUUGUGACAACCCUGGGAGCGUACAGUAAACUGGUGACCACUGGAAUAUACAAGAUAGAUAAUGUACAUCAUGUGGUGUUGGAUGAGGCUGAUACAUUGUUGGAUGAUAGCUUUUUGGACAAAUUAGCACAUUUGCUAAGGAAGUUUUCUAUCCAUCACAAGGUGACCAUCAGGUCACCACCCUCCGGUUGCCAGCUGACGAUGGUGAGUGCCACCAUGCCGGUGGAACUGCCCGAGGCUAUCAACUCCUUUGUGGACCCGCAGUCACUCCGAACAAUCUCUACCACGAACAUACACAGACUUAUGCCACAUGUGCCACAGAAAUUCAUACGUCUCGGCAAAGCGCAGAAGACACUAGAACUACUGAAGCUAGUCCAAGCCGACGUCAACCAGAAACGUCCAGUCAUGAUAUUCUCCAACAAAACAGCUACCUGCGACUUUGUAUGCAUGUUUCUGAACGAAAACGGCAUAGAGUGUAUAAAUAUUAACGGGCAAAUGGCUGUACCGUUGAAGAUUGGCAAGUUUGACGCGUACAAAAACGGGAAAGUCAACGUGAUCUCGUGCACAGAUAUCGCGUCGCGUGGAUUGGACACUAUUCGGACCCACCACAUAAUAAACUUCGACUUCCCGCUGUACACGGCAGACUACAUCCACCGUUGCGGGCGCACGGGGCGGCUGGGCUCACCUCCCGGCUGCCACGUGACCAACCUCAUCGCCUGGCCGAGAGAGGUCGAGCUGGUCAUGAAGAUUGAGGCCAGUGUGAGGAAAAAUGGGGAGUUGCCCAGUGUCAAUGCGAAUAUUAAGAGGAUUAUACAGAGUCGGAUUGCGGCUAUGGGCGCGGUUGCUGCGUAAGUUUGUAAAUUAGAUUAGAUAUCUAUA
Molecule: messenger RNA, 1594 nt
Organism: Plutella xylostella (diamondback moth)
Lineage: Eukaryota; Metazoa; Arthropoda; Insecta; Lepidoptera; Plutellidae
Gene: Dbp21E2
Product: putative ATP-dependent RNA helicase Dbp21E2
Molecular function (GO): ATP binding; nucleic acid binding; RNA helicase activity
Source: RefSeq, a predicted model, not a curated record